Cotesia congregata is the source of this 1266-nucleotide messenger RNA. NCBI's taxonomy places the organism in Eukaryota, Metazoa, Arthropoda, Insecta, Hymenoptera, Braconidae. The record is from the annotation of a GenBank genome assembly.
AUGAAUUUAAAAGAGCCGAGACGUAAAAGACGAGUUUAUCAGCAGCAAUAUCCUCCUUUGCCAGUUUGUAUUGGUAAAAAAAAAGAUCAAUGGAUUAUUUACACAGCUCAUCUAGGAGUUGCUAAUGCUUGUAUUUCUGAUCCCCAAGAAAUGAAAGCUGUUCAUAAUAUGUCAGUGCCAAAAUUUAACGUCAGACGUUUUGGAGCACCACCGAUAGCACGGGAACGUCAGUGGAGACGUCGCAAAGAAUGGCUAGAAGAAGUAAAGCAACUGUCGACAUUCCCGUUGAAUAUCAAAAAAGAAAACGAGGAAAAUUCCAAGGAAGAAUUUAUCCAUUUAGACAGUGACACAAAUGAAAUAGAAUCGCUGCAAGAAAAUAAGCCGAUGGAAGUAUCCACCGACCAGGAUGAUGAUCUUGAAUUAAUUGAAUCAAAAAUUCCUACUCCUGAGAUAGAUGAAGUUGUUUUGGAUUCUACUGAAGAGGAGGAAGUUUGUGAAAUAAUAAACAAGACUGAGCGAACCCGCAAUGACUCUCAGGAUGAGAUCUGUGUUCUCAAUGAUCUUCAGAGUCAAAAUGAUUUUUCACCCAGUCCGACGGACGAAAUUGGAGAGGUCGAUGCUGAUAAAACGCUGGUCCUGCCAGACAGUGACUCGGAUACGGAAAAUUAUUUGAAUAAUGUAAAUCCUCGGGUUGAAACAGGCGGAUUUCCUCUAGCUGAAACUCUUCUGCUGACUUUCGAGGAAUCUUUUUUCCUUAUGUUCGGACUAGGGUGUUUGCAAUUAAUGGAUUAUCAAGACAAGAUCAUUUCUAUCGCCGACGCAUGGACACACUUUAAUCAGGAUAAAUUAUUCUUGCCUCGCUACAUUGUUUAUCAUUACUUUCGGAGCAAAGGAUGGAUUGUCAAGUCUGGAUUAAAAUACGGUUCUGAUUUUAUGUUAUAUAAACAAGGACCACCAUACUAUCAUGCAUCAUACCUGGUAGUUGUUGAAACCGUAGAUGCAGAUACGUUGAUACGUGACGACAGUAGAUGUACCCGUAAAAUGGAUUGGAAAAAUUUGUAUGAAUUAAAUCGACUGUGCGAAGUGACUGCUAAGGAAUUAUUAGUCGCGCAAGUGUUGUGGCCAUCGUCAGUCUCACUAACUAAUCCAGUACCUUUGGAGUCACUGUCGGAAUUUACAGUCCGUGAAUUGCUUUGGAGAAGAUGGAAAAUGAAUGAAAAAGACGAAUCGGCCACCAAUGACGAGAGCAGCGAUGAUUCGUCGUGA